GCAACUCUGUAAAACUUUAACCUGUGUAUAUUUAUAGAAAACGCAUGUUCUAACGUUUGCUUGUACACCACCUGGAUCUCAGAUUUUUUACCAUUACAAGAAAAUAAUGUCUCUCAUGACAGAACAAGUGUUUUUAAUCGUUCGAGCUUUACUCUGUUACUCAGUGUACGCGCAACAGAACCCAACCAUAUCCUUCAUCACCAAGGAAGUUGUGGCGAACAUCGGAGAUAACGUUCAUCUUGAAUGUUCUGUUGAAUAUGCAUCACAGUAUCCGGUUUUAUGGGCCAAGAUUAACUACAACAAUCCAUUUAACAAUCUGUUUAUAUCUUCAGACAGUUCUAAGAUUUUACCAGAUCCUCGAUAUUCUGUAGUGCAAAAUACAGAUGGAACUACCAACACUUACACGCUUCAAAUCACGAAAAUACAGGAGAUCGAUGCUGGUUUGUACCAGUGCCAAGUAAUUAUUGGAACUAGCAACAAAAUCAAAGCAGAUGUUUUGGUGUACGUCCGAAUUCCUCCAAUAAUUUCAGACAAUAGCACUCGAUCCAGUAUUACAAGCACCGGAGCCACAGUUUCGUUAAAUUGUUAUGCAUCUGGCUAUCCUGACCCACAGAUUUCAUGGAGGAGAGAGAACAAUGACCUUCUGCCAUCAGGUGUCGCUGUUUAUCGCGGAAACGUUUUAACUAUUCAUAAUAUUACAAAGGACGACCGCGGAACCUACUAUUGUGUUGCUGAUAAUGGUGUUGGUAGAGGUGCACGUCGAAACAUUGGUGUUGAAGUUGAGUGUACAAACCUUUACCUCAUAGCUCUGUCAUCUCUUGACCGAUUUGAGAUCUAA
This is a messenger RNA of Limulus polyphemus (Atlantic horseshoe crab), 838 nucleotides long. Its product is annotated as lachesin-like. The transcript is spliced from 6 exons. Lineage: Eukaryota; Metazoa; Arthropoda; Merostomata; Xiphosura; Limulidae. Bases 107 to 838 code for a protein of 243 amino acids. Gene Ontology annotation, cellular component: neuron projection. The record is from RefSeq and is a predicted model, not a curated record.